Messenger RNA from Suillus bovinus, 1866 nucleotides. RefSeq lists its product as uncharacterized. The record is from RefSeq and is a predicted model, not a curated record. The transcript has 5 exons. The coding region runs from base 174 to 1529 and encodes 451 amino acids. NCBI's taxonomy places the organism in Eukaryota, Fungi, Basidiomycota, Agaricomycetes, Boletales, Suillaceae.
UGUUGUUACGACAGGCUGUGGCGUGUCGGACUCUCCACACCGCUUCCGCUAAAAUACGCUCUCCAUCCACCGUUGCAAGGCCUUUUGACCUCUGCGAAUGAGCCUAGCAGUCUCUCAAAAUCUGAUAACAGAUUCUUGAGGUCUCAUCUGACGACUUGGUCACGACGUCGACAAUGCACCGAUAUCUACUUCUAUCACAACUAGCUCUCUUUUUAUUCCCUCUUGUCUCCAGUUACACUUGGUCCUUCACUACCACACCCCAGCAAUGUGCCACCUUGUCCUUGCAGAUAUCUGGCUCUGGCUCUCCUCCAUACAGCGUUUUAGUUAUUCCAUAUGGUCCAACACCUCUCCCAAACAACACGGAGGUCCGCACCAUCGUGUAUCAACAGUUUGAUGGCAGUUCCACUACCACCAGCUUCCAGCUCAAAUACCCGUCCACAUCCCAGUUCGUCGCCGUAGUCAGCGAUAGCACUGGUUUUGGAUCUGGUGGAACUAGUGUUGCUGCUUCAGUGAUGAGCAGUAGCGACAGCAGCUGCUUUAACAUAUCUACAACCGUCAUGCCAUAUUUCCCAUUCAACAUAUACCCUACCAACCAGGUCGUACAAUGCAAUGCAAGUAGAUUGUGGUGGGAUCCUACACAAGUCGAAGGCACUCCAUCCUUCCAGGGUGUCAUCCCUGGCGGACAAUCCUUCUCAAUUCCCGAAGGUCAGAUAACACAGGUAUCUAACGAGGGCACUGGGUUCAACUGGAUACCCUCCGUCCGCGAAGGCACUACCCUCAUGAUAAUUGCCGGAGAUGAUCGUGGGCUUGGUACAGGAGGAAGCGGAACGUAUACCGUCGCACAAGGCAUAUAUCCAAACAGCUCAUGUUUGACCACCACCUCGCCGUCAUCCACUAUCGGUUCUCCCGCAGGUGGUACAUACCCAACUAACGCCAGCGGUGCAGAAACAACUGGUGGUACUACUAGCAGCAGCUCAACCAAUGUCGGCGCAAUAGUUGGCGGCGUUAUUGGUGGUCUUGCUAUACUCGUCAUCCUUGCACUCGCAGGGUUUUACUUUAUCCGUCGUAGAACCCGCACCAAGGUCAUCAAGGAACGUCCCGUUGACCUCCUCCAAGAUGAUCCAGAAGACGAUAAUGACCAAGCACCUGGUGAACUCGGCAAUUACUACCGUCCCGAACCCUUCCUCGCCACUGAGCCGACAGAAUCAUCUUCUAUGUAUGGACAUGAGGAGGGCAGAUCUGGCACAGUCAUGUCAGGCUCACGUUACGGCAACUCGGACCGUAGACGUUCUGCAUUCGGGAGUUUCAGCGAUAUGCGAUCUGCGACGCCUGAUUAUGAAAUGGGCAUCACUGGUGGUAGUACAGUCCCAAGCGGCUCCCGCAAAUCUCCCACACCAAGGCAGCUCCGGCCUAUUAACAUUAUACAGCACGACGACGCAGGUGCCGCAGACGAACAAGCCGGGGGCCAGCCAGAUACCGUUGAACUUCCCCCUGCAUAUACUAAUAUUCGAAAACCGGUUACAAAUUGAUUGUAUUUACUUUUAAAAAUUCCUCCACUCACAUUCCUAACUGUCUUCCUUAUCUCUUUCGUUCACACUUUACAUAGGUCAAAGCCAUUGUUUAUAAACAUAAUUCUGUGCAUGUCCAUUGUUUGCAUUCUCCUGCGUAGUCAUCUCUGCGUCAAAAACUAUUUCACCCACGUUUGUCAUGCGUCUUAUAUUAGCUGCUGUUGGCCCAGCUCCACUCGGACUCUCAGGGACUUUAGUAUCGUAACUUCGUCUUCACGUAUGCGGACUCAUGUUGUAAUAUAUAUAUCAUGUAGCUCCGUUUUUCACUCAGUCGUGUAAUCAAAUCUUAUAUACCCGG